CUUUGCCCCCCAUUCCGUCGGUGGCUUCUCCUUCAUCCUCGCCAAUGGUGGUUCAGCCUGGUGUGCUGAGUGGUCUCCAUGAAAUAUAUAACCACAUUGCCUGAAUUUCCCCUUUGCCAUCACUCUAUCUCCAGCUUUAGCCACAUCUACAGGACACUUUCAAAUACUUUACAGUCAACUAAACUUCGAGCAGUCACUUUCUCGUGGUGACCUUUGCAGUUUUCCAGCAAACAUCAUCAGAAGCCCUCUGUUACUCCCAAACCAUCACCAGCCAUGCCUUCCGCCGUUGAAUACCUCACCAGCCCCCAACAAAAUUUCAACUACGAGUCUGACCCCAUUGCGGCCAUGACCUCGUAUGCACGAAUGAUGCACAUGCACACGAAGCAACAGAUGGAUGCAGCCACACGAUCAGCUCGACGACGAAGUCCACCCGUUGGAGUCGAUGCCCACACCAACGGAGGGCUGUCGAAACAGAGCACACACAGCAGCAAUUCUUCACGAUCAUCCUUUUGAAUUCCCACCCCCACAAAGCUCUCCUUCCUACCUGAGCGUUCGAGCUCCCAAACUUGUACCUCCAAAAAGGACUCGGCACAAAUCACACAAAGUGAUGAGUGCUGUCAUCGAGCAGACUGGGAAACUGUCCUGGCUGACGAAUGAUACAUUAUUUUGUGCUCGCAACCUCGAGACACGUGGUGGAGAGCCUCUGCAUGUCCAGGCCCUCAUGAUAAUCACCCUUUCAUGGCAUUUCAUUAUGCGGAGGGG
This is a messenger RNA of Cladophialophora immunda, 762 nucleotides long. RefSeq lists its product as uncharacterized. Bases 274 to 513 code for a protein of 79 amino acids. The record is from RefSeq and is a predicted model, not a curated record. NCBI's taxonomy places the organism in Eukaryota, Fungi, Ascomycota, Eurotiomycetes, Chaetothyriales, Herpotrichiellaceae. The transcript has a single exon.